AUGUCGUUGCCUUUCACCAUCAACCCGUCGGCGAUCCCCAUGGUGCCGACCCGGAAGGCGCUCAUGAUAUUGGACCUGCAGAAUGACUUUGUGUCUCCGGACGGGGCGCUGUAUACAGGGGACCCCGGGGGUUAUGUCGAGCGCAUCUUGGAGCUGGCCAAGGCUUUCCGCGACUCGGGCGCCGGCGAUGUCAUCUGGGUGCGCACCGAGUUCGAGCGCAACUGCGCUCUGGUGGGCGACUGCCCCCCGAUCAUCACCGCGGACGUCAUGAUCCGCGAGAACAAGGCGGCAUCGGCGCGUGCGCGUGGACGCCAACCGACGUCGGCCACGCACGAGACGGCGGCCAUGGAGAAGGACGAGGAGGCCUUCCUCAGCGUCGGUACCGCCAAGGACAAGAAGCCGUGCGUGCGAAAGGGCACCGAGGGGGCCGAGUUCGCCCCUCAGGUGAAGGCGGCCGUGGUGGCCGGCCGGGAUAUCGUGUUCACCAAGACGCACUACAGCGCCUUCGCGUCGGGGCAGCAGCAGCUGGUGCAGAUGCUCCGGGGACGCUUCGUGACCCAGAUGUACAUAUGCGGCGCGCUGACCAACAUCAGCAUCUACGCGACGGCCCUGGGCGCGGGCCAGCACGGCUACGAAGUCACGCUGGUCGAGGACUGCUGCGGCUACCGGAGCAUGGUGCGCCACCUCAACGCCGUCCGCCAGCUCGACCGCUUGGCCGGUUGCCAGGCCAUCAGCUUCGACAGUCUUGUCGAACAGCUGCGACCUCCCGCCCCCGCCGCCGCCCCGAGCCUGUCCACGGGUCUCUCUCCGUCCAUUUCCAAGAUCUCGCUCGAUCUCGACGGUGGAUCCCGGGAGAAUCCGCCCCCCGCAUCAUCCUCCCCACCCGUUCCCGAGGCCAAGCCUGCUUCGCCGCACGCGGCGCCGGACAAACCCCGCCGCGGGUCCUCGACGCACGGUAGCCGCAAAGGGGAAAGAAAACGGCCCCUGCAAGAAGAAGAAGAAGAGGAAGAGGAAGAGAAAGAGGAAGAAGAAGAAAAGGAAGAAGAAAAGGAAGAAGAAGAAAAGGACACGGAAAGGCAAAGAACUGAGCACCCUCCCAAGGCGAAGCGGAGCGAGUUGCAGAGCUCAAAAGGUCCGGUCCUCCCCCCCGGGACCGAGAGCACACAAGCUGAACAACCCAGGGUCAUAACUCGGGUCGAGCAGCUGCCUGUCCGACGAGCGCAGUCGCAGCAGCAGCAGCAGCAGCAGCAGCAACAACAACAACAAGAGCCGACGGCGACGACGACAACGGCGACCACGACGACGACCACGACGACAACGACGACGACGUCCCCCCCGCCGUCAGAUCCCGCCAUCGCAGACGAGUCAUCCGCUCGAGAACCAGCGGAGCCGAAAUCCGAGGUCCGUUCCGCCGCUCCAUCGCGCAUUCCCGUGCCGCCGGAACCGACAUCGCAGGACAGCAUGGCUGAGCGACAGCUGACCCCUCAAUGUGGCGAACCUCUGUGUGAGGGCGACACGCAUGUCAUCACCAACGUCCUCCCCCCCGCCCUCGCGGCCGACGCCUUUGACCGUCUGCUGGAGGAAGUCAGCUGGGCCGGCAUGUCGCACAUGGGCGGGGAGGUGCCGCGCCGCAUCGCCGUGCAGGGCGCCGUCGCCGACGACGGCAGCAUGCCCGUCUACCGACACCCGGCCGACGAGUCCCCCCCUCUGCUCCCAUUCUCCCCCACCGUAAUGCAGAUCAAGGCCGAAGUGGAGAAACACCUGGGCCACCCGCUCAACCACGUUCUCAUCCAGCACUACCGGACGGGCAACGACUACAUCAGCGAGCACAGCGACAAGACGCUGGAUAUCGUCCCCGGCAGCUUCAUCGCCAACCUCAGCCUGGGCGCCGAGCGCACCAUGGUCUUCCGCACCAAGCGCCUGCCGGGGGACCAGCACCGCGCCCAGCGGCCAGGAGGACCAACAGCAACACCACCAACACCAACACCACCAAGACCAGCAGCACCGCAACAACAACAACAAGCCCAGCGGCGCCAGACCCAACGCGCCGCGCUGCCGCACAACUCGCUGCUGCGGAUGGGCCUGCGCACCAACGCGGCCUGGCUGCACGCCAUCCGCCAGGACCGGCGCGCCGACCGCGACAAGACGGACGCCGAGCGCGCCUUCGGCGGCGCCCGCAUCAGCCUCACCUUCCGCCGCAUCGGCACCUUCAUCGACGCCGACCACGCCCGCAUCUGGGGCCAGGGCGCCACCGCCAAGACCCGCCCCGCCGCCCGCCCCGUCGUCAACGGCCAGACCGACCAGGCCGUCCGCCUGCUCAAGGCCUUUGGCGCCGAGAACAACCGCGGCGCCCCGGGCGAUGCCGGCGCCGAUGCCGGGUUCGACUGGACCGAGUGGUACGGCGACGGGUUCGACGUCCUGCACAUGGGCACGCCCAAGCGCUUCCUGCCCUCGUCGUCCCCGGCCGCCGCGGUGGGAAACCUGUCGGUCGCGCUGGCGCUGGCCGAGCUCGGCGUCGGCUGCGCCAAGGGCAGCGUCGAGGGCGAGCUCCGGUUCGAGGACAACGACCCGGCCCGGACGGUCGUCGGCGGCGGUCCCGCCGUCGUGCUGCCCUACCUCGACGCCGUCUACGGCCCCGGCCGCCGGUACGACCAGAUGCUGCCGGCCCGCGUCGCCAAGCGGGUCGCGCGUCUCCACCGCGCCCUCGACCUGCCGCGCAAGUGGCGCGCCGCGCUGGCUCAGGCUCAGGCUCAGGCCGAGAUCGAGGCCGAGGCCGGGGGCGGGGCCGGGGCCGGGGCCGGGGCGAGCGCUUCUUCCGAGCAGGAGGAGGCGGGUGCUGCUGCUGCUGCUGCUGCUGCCGCUAGUGGCACGGGUGGCGGGGAGAGGAGGACCGGCGUCGGCGCCUUCUACAUCGCCGGCGGCGCCCAGCCGUCCCCGGCCGACUUUGCGCUCUGGCCCGCGCUGCACGACAUGGUGAGGGCGUGCGGCGAGGAGUUGCUGGGCGAGAAGCUCAGGCGGUAUUAUCUCGCUUUCAAAGAGAGGAGUUCCGUGGCCAAGGCAUUGGGACAGCUCAAAGAGGAGUAA
Molecule: messenger RNA, 3084 nt
Organism: Thermothelomyces thermophilus ATCC 42464
Lineage: Eukaryota; Fungi; Ascomycota; Sordariomycetes; Sordariales; Chaetomiaceae
Product: Isochorismatase hydrolase-like protein
Exons: 4
Coding region: 1-3084 (1027 amino acids)
Biological process (GO): DNA alkylation repair; DNA repair
Cellular component (GO): nucleus
Molecular function (GO): dioxygenase activity
Source: RefSeq, a predicted model, not a curated record